Molecule: messenger RNA, 543 nt
Organism: Knipowitschia caucasica
Lineage: Eukaryota; Metazoa; Chordata; Actinopteri; Gobiiformes; Gobiidae
Source: the annotation of a GenBank genome assembly
AUGAUGAAGAAGGCAAAGACCAUGAUGAAGAACUCACAGCGUGGCAUGAACCGACAGGGCAAGAAGGGCGAAGCCGAUCGUCACGUCUUCGACCUGAAGCCCAAGCACCUGUUGGCAGAUGCCUGUGGAGAGCACAUCAGUACAGAGCAGGAGCGCAGAGACAUCAUGGAGCCCCAGUCCUCAGAUAAUCUGGAGGCUCUGCUCUGCAGCGAGGACUCUAAGCUGCCUCUGUCCAUGCGCUCCAACCUGCUGGAGCUGUUCGGUCAGAUCGAGAGGGAGUUUGAGAGCCUUUACAUUGAGAACAUAGAACUGCGUCGCGAGAUCGACACGUUGAACGACCGCCUCUCUGCAGACGGACAAACCGUGGAGGGGUCAGAGUUCUCCAAAGGAGCUCUCAAAACCAAAGCAAGCCACAGCACAAGCCAGCUCUCCCAGAAACUCAAGACGACAUACAAAGUGUCCACAAGCAAGGCGCGCGUCACCGGAGCCCGCAACUUCAGCGUGGGCAGCUGGGAGAUGUGGAGCGCGGACUCAUGGCUUUAG